AUGCGAACUGCUUCUUAUAAUAUUGGUCGUCGAUACAAAUGUUCAUAUCGUCAUUGGACAAUUCCACUCUAUUUCAUACGAAUAUUUUCAUUGAUUCAAUUAUUAUCAUGUUUCACAUUUCAAAUUUAUUCAUAUUUUUUUCAACAACAAAGUGUAUCACAAUGGCUUGAUCUUAUUGAUAUAUUUUUAUUACUUGUUACCUAUUUAUUUGUAUUUUAUUUUCAUUUAAAUUUAAAUUUAUAUCAUCCAACACGUCCAUUAUUCUAUACACUAUGGUUUUGGCUCUAUUUUCUUGUACAAAAUUAUGAUUGUUAUAAAAUUUAUAUACAUCAUAUGACAUUAUUUCAAACAAUUUAUGUUUCUAUUAGACAAGUAGCAUUAGGUUUGAUAACAAUUAAUUUAACUAUUAUUUGUGUACAUUCUUGUGCAACAGUUCAACGACAAGGAUUAUCAACACGUAUUUCUUCAAUUAAUUACAAUGAUUUAUCCAUGCCUAAUGAACGCAAUCGUCUACUAGAUGUGACAAUUAUUCAACCAUCUUGUCAUUUUAGAAUUCGAUCCUUAUCAUCAACUGAUUUAGUCAAUGAAGAUGAUGCGUGUAUAUCUGAACUAUUUACAUUUUCAUGGUUUAAUAAAUUAAUGAAAAAUGGUUACAAAUCAUUGAUUAUAGAUUUAAAUGAUUUAUGUUUAUUACCGCAUAGUUUAACUGUUGAACACAUUUCGACACAAUUUACUCAAAAAAUGAAUACCACACCAAAAUUAUUCCGAUCAUUAUGGUCAAUAUUUGGUAGAACAUUUUUUCUAUUAGGAAUUAUCAAAAUUUUAGGUGAUGGUAUGGCGUUUGGUGGUCCAAUAUUUUUGAAUAAAUUAAUAUCGUAUAUGGAGAAUGGACGUAAAGAUUUAAGAGAAGGUUUAUUAUUGUGUUUAAUAUUGAUUAGUACCGUUUCUGUAGCCUCAUUUUUGAACAUUCAUUUUUCUUAUCGAAUUAGUCUGUUAACAUUGAAAUGUAAAGUAUGUUUGUAUACACAAAUAUAUCAGAAAGCAACAAAGUUAAAUUUAAGUCAAAUGGGAAAUUUUUCAAUGGGAGAAAUUGUUAAUCAUAUGUCAACAGAUACAGAUCGUAUCGUUAACUUUUUUCAAAGUUUUCAUGCUUUCUGGAGUUUACCAGUACAAAUCGCCAUUGUACUCUAUUUAUUAUAUCUUCAAAUUGGUUUAACAUUUUUAACCGGUUUAGCUUUUGCCAUUAUACUUAUACCGAUAAAUAAAGUAAUUGCAUCAAAAAUAGGAAAAUUAUCUCAAUCAAUGAUGAUGUACAAAGACGAUAGAGUUAAGUUAGUUUCUGAAGUAAUAUACGGAAUUCGUGCUAUUAAAUUAAAUACGUAUGAAGAAUAUUUUACAUCUGAGAUGGAUAAAAUUCGAACAAAUGAAUUAAAAACAUUACGUGGUCGAAAAUAUUUGGAUGCAUUUUGUGUCUAUUUUUGGGCAACAACACCCGUACUCAUAUCAGUUUUAACAUUUACAACAUAUACUUUAUUAGGAAAUCACUUAACACCAUCCAAGGUAUUUACAAGUUUAGCGUUGUUUGCUAUGUUAAUAGCCCCAUUAAACGCCUUUCCCUGGGUUAUAAAUGGUCUAGUUGAAGCUCAAGUGUCAUUGAAACGUGUACAAAAAUUUAUUAAUAUUCAACCCAUAAAUAUGGAUGAAUAUUAUCAUCAACUGCCAAUCGAAGAACAAUUUCAAUUAUCAUUAGAUCUACCAUCUAUUAGUAUCUUAUUAAAAGAUGCUCGUUUUACAUGGAAUGAAAGCAACGAAUCAAUAUUGAAUGUCAAUAAUUUAUCUGUGAAACGUGGUGAUUUAGUAUUGAUAUUGGGUCGUGUGGGUAGUGGAAAAACGACACUAUUAAAUUCACUCUUGGGUGAAUUGCUUAAAUUACAUGGUCAAAUUAUCGUUGAAAAAGUGAUUGAAAAUGGUUAUGCUUAUUGUGCACAAGAACCAUGGAUUCAACAAUUAACAUUUAGAGAAAAUAUACUAUUUGGAACGUCAUAUGAUCAUGCAUGGUAUAAACAAGUGAUUGAUGCAUGCGCAUUAGAAAAAGAUAUUCAAUAUUUAGGUGAUGCAGGUGAUCAAACAUAUAUUGGUGAAAAUGGUGCAACUUUAAGUGGCGGUCAAAAAGCACGUGUUGCACUGGCACGCGCCGCUUAUCAAGACAAGGAUAUCUAUUUAUUGGAUGAUCCAUUGUCAGCUGUCGAUGUUAACGUUGCACGUUAUUUAUUUACGAAAUGUAUAAAAGGCAUUCUGAAACAUAAAACUCGUCUACUAUGUACACAUCAAGUGCAGUAUGCUAAACAAGCCGAUUAUGUUAUUUUAGUUGAUAAAGGACAAAUAGUUAAACAAGGUAAACCUGAAGAUGUUUUGUCAGUAGCCGAAUCAUUAUUGUUCGGAGAUCAAACAUCAGAAUUGAGUGUAACAACAACAACACCAUCACAUAAAUCUGUAACAGAAUUAGAUGAACUAAUAAUUCAACCAGAGAAUGCAUUACAAACAGAAUUAGAACAAAGAUGUACAGGAACGGUUAAAUUAUUUGUAUGGAAACGAUAUUUUAUUGCUGUUGGUAUCAUUUUGUCCUUUUCAAUAGUUAUAUCGGUAUUUUUAAUGCAAGCAUCUCGAAAUAUAUUUGAUUGGUGGUUAUCAUAUUGGACAAGUCAUCAACUUGAGAUUCGAAAUAUGUCGAUUAUUAAUAAUAGAUCAUUUGUUAUUCUGAAUCCAAGCGUGUGA
Molecule: messenger RNA, 2775 nt
Organism: Didymodactylos carnosus
Lineage: Eukaryota; Metazoa; Rotifera; Eurotatoria; Philodinida; Philodinidae
Source: the annotation of a GenBank genome assembly